AUGCCCCCAAUAAUUUAUAAAAGUCCUCUACCUGUUCGAUUAAAAGCUCCGAAAGGUAGAAUAACACCUUUGAAUGGACCCGAUAUAAAAAUUGGGAAAUCAUUAAUAGCUGCUUGUCCAAAAAGAAUAAGAGGAGAAAAAUUAGCUGAAAUGAAACAAACAAUACGUAAAUAUUUAGGAAAGAAAAAAGAAUAUUUGAUUGAUGUUCAUGCAACUUAUAGUGUAACAAAAAAACCUGAUGGAACAAAAAUGGGACAAGGUAAAGGAAUCAUUGAUCAUUUUGUAGCUAGAGUACCUUCAGGAAAAACUAUUUUUUCUAUACCUACCAUAAGCCCAUUCAAUACAUUAGGGUUUGAUGACCCUGUAUAUAGAGUAUUAAAAAAAGCAGCAGCAAAAGUAGCUAUACCUUGUGUAUUUAGAACACAGAAUAAUUUAUUCCGAGUUCAUAAUAUUAAAUAUAUAUCACAACAAAAAGUAAAAAACGACCAACUCAAACAUUUUAAUCAAUUUAAAUCAAAAUUAUUUCAAAAAAAAGAUGAAGUUUAA
This is a messenger RNA of Plasmodium reichenowi, 546 nucleotides long. RefSeq names its product mitochondrial ribosomal protein L16 precursor, putative. The transcript has a single exon. The coding region runs from base 1 to 546 and encodes 181 amino acids. Gene Ontology annotation, molecular function: rRNA binding; structural constituent of ribosome. Gene Ontology annotation, cellular component: mitochondrial large ribosomal subunit; ribosome. Gene Ontology annotation, biological process: mitochondrial translation. The record is from RefSeq and is a predicted model, not a curated record. NCBI's taxonomy places the organism in Eukaryota, Apicomplexa, Aconoidasida, Haemosporida, Plasmodiidae.